Paramuricea clavata is the source of this 660-nucleotide messenger RNA. The record is from the annotation of a GenBank genome assembly. Lineage: Eukaryota; Metazoa; Cnidaria; Anthozoa; Malacalcyonacea; Plexauridae.
AUGCUCGUGCAAGAAUUUGAAACCAACAGGUCUGUUAUUGACAAGGCUAUCUAUGUGUUUCGAUUUUUUGGCAUCACCCAGGCAGAGUUUAUUCAAAAUGUUUCUAAAUCUGGUUUGCUUACUGUAGAAGAGAUGAUUCCUAUUCACGAGAAAUUUCUUGGAAUUGAUUCGCCUGCAUUGAAAUGGAAGCUAUCGAACAGGAAACCAGGAAAUAUCGACAGGUUUUCCAGAUUUUCUAGAAAGGCAAAGGAUCCUCUGAACACGUGGGGAUAUCAUGGCACGCCAGAUUGCCUCUGUUUUUCUGUUAAUAAAGAGGUGUCCUUGCUUGGUGUUCGCUUGUUUGGAGACCAAAAUGAGAGUAAGUAUCAUGUCACUUUUGAAGUUAAAGAGGCCAAAGUAACCGGAAGUUAUAUAUCUGAACGCAAUCAAGACGACAUUCCUGGUUUUGAUGUAAUGUUAAACGAACCCGUUAUCCUGAAGCAGAACGAAGUUGUUACUCUUUCUGCAACAAUGAAAGGGCCUAGAUCGUAUUAUGGUAAAAAUGGAUCACCUUCAGUUACACUCGAGGGGGUCACUGCGACAUUUGGUGACUCCCCGUCCACAAACAAUGGAACUUCUCCAGAUCGUGGACAAUUUGAUGAAAUAAUACUUGACAUUUGA